AUGUCAAUUCCCAACCUGGGAAACAUACCGGACUCUCCAGGAACUCAAAGGAUUAUACGAACUUCUCCUUGGCCUGGAGGAAGGGGCGUAGAUGGCAGAACGCUCCGAUUCUUUGAGCUCUACUACGGCGGUUUCGAGGUAUUACGAGAUGAGGAGGACUUUUACCGUCUUGCUAUGAACUACUUUCAACGCACUGCGGCCAUGAACAUUCGCUACCGCGAGACAUUUUCCGACCCUCAACGUUAUACGCGUAGGGACGUUUUCUCUUGGAAAGUCGAGUCUCAAUGGAUCAUGUGCAUUCUGCGCGACAUGUCCCCAAAGUCCGCAAUAGAGCAUUACGUCGCUGCCCUCCCUUAUCGGAACACGAUUGUGAGAAUCAGGUUGGAGUCACUGGAAACAGAUCGUCCGCCACACUUAUUCGAAUACUUGUUCCGACGGGCUCCAGCAGACGGCUUUAAAAUCACCUGCCACUGCGACGUAGGCGACAAGGGCACUCCUCGCAAUAUCGGUCAGGUCGUUGAGAAACUCGGCGGUACAGGAGCGCAUCGGAUCGACUAUGGCCUACAUGCCGUUGAUGACUCUGUCCUCCUACAGAGGGUGAAAGAUAGGAACCUGGGAAUGACGAUCUGCCCGUGGGGAUACCUAUGUUACUCCGGUGAAAGCAACAUUAUGGACCGGAUCCGCGCCCUUUACGAUGCGGGGCCAAGAUUGUCACCGGAAAUGGCCUACCUGGAAGAUAUCUGGCUGAAUCACAGCCUCUAUCUGCUUCGUAUGCAAUGUUGGUUUACAGAUAAUGAUUUUAUCCAGCUGCAGCGGUCGAUAUCUGCUGGGCAUUUGUUGUUGUGA
Molecule: messenger RNA, 846 nt
Organism: Aspergillus tanneri
Lineage: Eukaryota; Fungi; Ascomycota; Eurotiomycetes; Eurotiales; Aspergillaceae
Exons: 3
Coding region: 1-846 (281 amino acids)
Biological process (GO): adenine catabolic process; hypoxanthine salvage
Cellular component (GO): cytosol
Molecular function (GO): adenine deaminase activity
Source: RefSeq, a predicted model, not a curated record